UCUCUUUGGACCCCGCCGGACUUGGCCUCAGGAAAGCAACCGAGGCUGUCGAAGGCUGCUGGUGCAGAACGCUCUGCUCUACACAAGGGGGUCCCCCGCCCUCUUUCCACUUUUUUUUUUGUUCUUCCCCUCCUUCUCUCUCUCUCUCUCUCUCUCUCUCUCCCUCUCUCUCUCUCUCCACUCCCCCCCUCUCUUCCCCACUCUUCUCCUCUCCCCCCUCGCGCCCACAGCGUUUGGUGUUGAUUCGAGCGGGAAGAGGGGGGUGGGUGGGAUCGGAGGGGGAGACCAUGACCUCCAGCUACGGGCACGUUCUGGAGCGGCAACCGGCGCUGGGCGGCCGCUUGGACAGCCCGGGCAACCUCGACACCCUGCAGGCGAAAAAGAACUUCUCCGUCAGUCACCUGCUAGACCUGGAGGAAGCCGGGGACAUGGUGGCGGCGCAGGCGGACGAGAGCGUGGGCGAGGCCGGCCGGAGCCUACUGGAGUCGCCGGGACUCACCAGCGGCAGCGACACCCCGCAACAGGACAAUGAUCAACUGAACUCAGAGGAAAAGAAAAAGAGAAAGCAGCGGAGGAACAGGACAACCUUCAACAGCAGCCAGCUGCAGGCUUUGGAGCGUGUCUUUGAGCGGACACACUACCCGGAUGCUUUUGUGCGAGAAGACCUCGCCCGCCGGGUGAACCUCACCGAGGCCAGAGUGCAGGUGUGGUUUCAGAACCGAAGAGCCAAAUUCCGCAGGAAUGAGAGAGCCAUGCUGGCCAAUAAAAACGCUUCCCUCCUCAAAUCCUACUCAGGAGAUGUGACUGCUGUGGAGCAGCCCAUCGUACCUCGUCCUGCUCCGAGACCCACUGAUUAUCUCUCCUGGGGGACGGCCUCUCCGUACAGCGCCAUGGCUACUUAUUCUGCCACAUGUGCCAACAAUAGCCCUGCACAGGGCAUCAACAUGGCCAACAGCAUUGCCAACCUGAGACUGAAGGCCAAGGAAUAUAGUUUACAGAGGAACCAGGUGCCAACAGUCAACUGAGGAAAAAAAUAAUUAAACAGGCCUAAGAAGAAAUCAAAAACCAUAAGACACCUAUCCUGCUCUGUCAUUUCUACAUCUGCUGGAAAAAAAUAAAAACAAACAAACAAACAAACAAACACAGAACUAAACUAUUGGGACCAUGGCAGAGAAAAGCAGGAGAGGAGCAAAAUGAAAAUUAGUUAACAAAUGUUCCUCCUCCCUCUGGGAUACCACCACCACUUGUUUCUGUGUGUGUUAAUUUUGUUUUUCCUUCUAUUCAUAUGCUUUGCUUGAUAUACUCUGAGCUUCUUCAGUUAAGUUCAGCCCACCCACCCCCAUGAUUGUAUGGGUUUUAAAAGAAUCUACAGCAGCCAAAGAAACCAUAUAUGUAUAUAUAUUCAGAAUAAUUGCCUAUAGUCUCCUCAUUGACCUGUUUGAACCUCAGUGUCUUACACUAUCCUUCUUCCUAGUUCUCUGUACAGAAGCUCUAGGAACUUCUGAAAAGCCAAAGUCUUUCUGAAGAAUCUGUGCCAGACAUAAUUCCCUUUCUCAUUGUCUCCAUCUCUGUUGGUCAUGGUAAGCUUGUACUAUCAGCUACUGGAAAGAAAAAGCAAUUGUAUACAACAUCUGGUCACUGGCCUGUCUGAUCCAGUGUGAUUGGCUAUGUCUGGCUAAUUCUAAGCUCUAAGUUCUAGAUCUAAGCUCUAGAUUUAAGCUCUAAACUAUAGAGGAUAAUAUUACCAUCACUACCACCCUUCACCCCUAUCCAA
This is a messenger RNA of Eubalaena glacialis (North Atlantic right whale), 1774 nucleotides long. It is a transcript of the gene PRRX1, whose product is annotated as paired related homeobox 1. The record is from RefSeq and is a predicted model, not a curated record. The transcript has 4 exons. Bases 288 to 1025 code for a protein of 245 amino acids. NCBI's taxonomy places the organism in Eukaryota, Metazoa, Chordata, Mammalia, Artiodactyla, Balaenidae. Gene Ontology annotation, molecular function: DNA-binding transcription factor activity, RNA polymerase II-specific; DNA binding. Gene Ontology annotation, biological process: regulation of DNA-templated transcription.